UGUCACAGCUGCAGCCCCGGGCGCGCUCCCGAGAGCAGGGCCGCUACCAGGAGGAGGAAUAAGAGCAACACUCAUAAUCGGAGGAAGAUGUCGGAGGUGCGGAAGUUCACGAAGAGGCUCAGCAAACCCGGCACGGCGGCCGAGCUCCGGCAGAGCGUCUCCGAGGCGGUGCGCUCCUCCGUGGUCGCGGAAAAGCCCAAGAUCAUCGAGCCGCUGGACUACGAGAAUGUUGUGUUCCAAAGGAAGGCCCAGAUACACAGCGACCCCCACAGGGACCUGCUGCUGUGUCCCGUGGACGACGUCUCGGAGUCUCGGAUAUCUCGGCAGAGAAGGACCAUCAGCUCAUCGGUGCCACAGAACGCGGAGGAGGAAGCCAGAAGUUUGUUUGCCAAAGAGUGCAUCAAGAUGUACAACACGGACUGGCACGUGAUCAACUACAAGUACGAGGCGUACUCCGGAGACUUCCGCGUGCUUCCCAGCAAGGGCCUGAAAACGGAGAAGCUGCCGUCCCACGUGUUCGAGGCGGACGAGGACGCCAAGGACGAGGACUCCUCUUCGCUGUGCUCCCAGAAAGGAGGCAUCAUGAAGCAGGGCUGGUUGCAGAAGGCCAACAUCAACAGCAGCCUCUCUGUUUCCAUGCGGGUUUUCAAGCGGCGGUACUUCUACCUGUCUCAGCUGCCCGACGGCUCCUACAUUCUCAACUCGUAUAAGGAUGAGAAGAACUGCAAAGAAACCAAAGGAUCCAUCUACUUGGACUCAUGCAUAGACGUCGUGCAGUGCCCCAAGAUUCGUCGGAAUUGCUUCGAGUUGAAGAUGCAGGACCGCUACAGCCACUUCCUGGCUGCGGACGGCGAGACGGAGAUGGAGGAUUGGGUGUGCACGCUGAAACAGGCCCUGCAGAGCAGCACGGAGGGCAGCCAGGACCGCCGAAACGGGGGAGAACCGCUGGACUCGGCCCUCGAUGAUGACAGCAGCAGCCAGGGGAAGGCGGAGAACAUGCUGGAGAGCCUGGGACGGAGCCUACACCCUGAGCUCAUGAAGUAUGCGAGAGAAACAGACCAGCUCAAUAAAAUGAACAGGAACGAAGGGCGACACAAGCUCUUCACGCUGGACCCCGAAACUCAGAGGCUGGACUUCUCGGGCAUCGAGCCGGACGUGAAGCCCUUCGAAGAGCGCUUCGGCCGCCGCGUCCUGGUCAGCUGCCACGACCUGACGUUCGCGCUGCAAGGCUGCGUCAGCGAGAGCGACGACGGGGUGCCCACCAACGUGGAACCGUUUUUCAUCAGCCUCGCGCUGUUCGACCUGUCCAAGAGUUGCAAGAUCUCGGCCGACUUCCACGUGGACCUGAACCCCCCUUGCGUGCGCGAGAUGCUGGCCGAGAGCUCGGCCCAGGCUACGGCGGAGCCCGGCGCCGCCGGGGGAUCCUGCAACGGCCUUCCCGUCCUGCAGAGGGCCACGCCGUCCCUGCUGCGCUUCCCCACGCAGGGGAUCUUUUCGGUGACCGACCCCCAUGCAGAUAUCUUCCUGGUGGCCCGAGUUGAGAAAGUGCUGCAGAACGGCAUCACUCACUGCGCCGAGCCCUACAUGAAGACCUCCGACAUCAGCAAGAAUUCCCAGAAGGUGCUCAAGGCGGCCAGGCUCACCUGCCAGCGUCUCGGCAAGUACAGGAUGCCGUUUGCCUGGGCGGCCAAACAGGUGUUCAAAGACGCCCAGGGCAGCUUGGAUAUGGAUGGGAAGUUCUCGCCGCUUUAUCGUCAGGACAGCAGCAAGAUCUCCACCGAAGACCUCAUCAAACUGCUGGCAGAGAGCAAAAAGCCUGAGAAAAGCAGAUUGCAGACCAUCCCUGGGCAGCUGAAUGUCACCAUCGAGUGUGUUCCCCCCGACUUAUCAAAUUCGGUCACCUCCUCUUACGUACCCGUGAGACCCUUCGAGGAGCCUUGCGAGAGGGUCUCUGCGGAAACGGAGGAGUUUGUCCCUGAUGAAGCCCGGUUCCACUCCCCCUUCACCGUCUACAAGCACCACCUGUAUGUCUAUCCGCUGCAGCUCAAGUACGACAACCAGAAGACCUUUGCCAAGGCACGGAACAUCGCCGUGUGCAUGCAGUUCCGCGAUUCGGACGACGAGGGCGCCGCCCCGCUGAAGUGUAUCUACGGCAAGCCGGGGGAGACGCUCUUCGCGGGCGGCGCCUACGUAGCUGUGCUCCAUCACAACCAGAGCCCCGAGUUUUACGACGAGGUUAAAAUUGAGCUUCCUGUCCAUGUCCACAACAAGCACCACAUCCUUUUUACUUUCUACCACAUCAGCUGUGACUUCAGCACUAAGAAGAAGGAUGGGGUUGAGUCUCUGGUGGGAUACUGCUGGGCUCCCCUGCUGAAGGACGGCCGCCUGCAGUCUGUGGAGCUCCAGCUGCCCGUUUCGGCCAACCUGCCCGCUGGAUACCUGAACGACAAAAGCCAGGAUGGCCGGAAGUCCUCUCCAGACAUCAAGUGGGUGGAAAAUGCCAAACCUCUGUUCAAAAUGAGAAGCCAUGUGGUAUCAACAAUACAUACUCAGGAUCCACACCUUCACAGGUUCUUCCAGCACUGCCAGAUGAUGAGAGCCGGCUCCGAGGACAGCCCGGCGGAGCUCAUCAAGUAUCUCAAGUGCCUGCAUGCAAUGGAAACCCACGUCAUAAUCAAGUUUCUUCCCACGGUGCUGGUGCAGCUUUUUGAAGUUCUCACCGCAUCUUCGAAGGAGGCGCAAGAGAUCGCCGUCAACGCCACACGGGUGAUCAUACACAUUGUGUCGAGGUGCCACGAGGAGGGUCUUGAGCACUACCUCCGCUCCUUUGUCAAGUAUGUGUUUGUGACCAAUAAAUCAGCAGCUGGGAACUCUGUCACCACACAUGAGGUCCUGGCGACCGCUGUGACCGCAAUCCUGAAGCAGACUGCCGAUUUCAUCACAAGCAACAAACUGCUUAAGUACUCCUGGUUCUUCUUCGAGAUCGUGGCCAAGUCGAUGGCGCAGUUCUUACAGGAGGGGAACAGGAUAAAGAUGCCACGAGCCCAGCGGUUCCCAGACAGCUUCCAGCAGGCUCUGCAGUCACUGCUGCUGUCCAUCAUGCCUCACAUCACAAUCCGCCACGUGGAGGUCCCAGAUGAGGCACGCUGUGUCAAUCUGAGUCUGGCCAACUUCAUCAAGCGAUGCUUCACCUUCAUGAACCGAGGGUUUGCCUUCAGCCUUGUUAACGACUACAUGUGUGGCUUCACCCUCAAGGAUCCCAAGGUGCUCACCGAGAUGAAAUUUGACUUCCUCAUGACGCUGUGCAACCACGAGCACUACAUCCCCCUGAACCUGCCCAUGGCGUUCGGCCGCACCAAACUGCAGCGAGUGCAGGAUAUUAUUUCAUUUGCGAUGGACCGUUUUAGCGCCGUAGAUCUAAGUCUGGAGUUCAGCUUGACAGAGGACUACUGCAGAAACCACUUUCUGGUCGGGCUGCUUCUCAGGGAGGUGGCUGAAGGGCUGCAGAGUUGCCCAGAGGUGAGGCAGCUGGCUGUAGCUGUGCUCAAGAACCUCAUGGUGAAACAUGCCUUGGACGAUCGAUACAACCUGUUUAAGAACCAGCAGGCGCGGAUCUGCAUGCUGUAUCUCCCCGUGCUGGAGCUGCUGUACCAGAACAUGAAGCAGCUGGUGCCCCGCGAACUGUCCUCCAACUCCUGCCUGGGCUUCACGGCCUCCAGAGAUGACCUAAGACUGGCAUGUCCUUCAUCAGACCCCCGCAGGACCAGUACAGGAGUGGACAAAGACCAAGGUCUCAUGGUCCAGAACGGACAUGUGGUGAAGCGGGAGGACUCCAGGGGGUCCUUGUUCAUGGAAGCAAGUGCCUUGGACGGCAGCGAGCUGCACAGACGGGGGUCCACCCUGAGCGCCCUUAACCCCGUGGGCAGGCUCGGCCACUACGAGGUCAAAGGACUGCUCCUGUGCUUCUUGUACAUCGUCAAGACUGUGUCAGAAGAUACCCUGCUGGCCUACUGGAACAAAGUUCCUCCACAGGACGUCAUGAACUUCCUCAGCCUACUUGAGAUAUGCCUGUUCCAGUUCAGAUAUGCUGGAAAGAGGAAUAUUGGCAGGGGCCAGGAUGCUUGGGUGUCAAAGCUGUUCUCCCCAGACAGGAAGUCUCAGACCAUGCCCGUCAUGCGCAGCAGAGGGGGUCUCAUGCAGGCCAAAAUCCAGCAGUUUAGCACCAUGGAUCCAUCUUUUACACUCAGUACUGGAGCUGGGCCCUCAGAAGCAGAGAUACACCAUCAGGCCCUUUUGGAGGGGAACAUCUCCACCGAGACAUGUCUGAUCGUGCUGGAUGUCAUCUCGUUGUUCUCGCAGAGCUUUAAGAAUCAACUGCUGGAAAGCGACGGCCACAACCCGCUGAUGAAGAAGGUCUUCGACGUCUAUCUGACUUUCCUGAAAGUCGGCCAGUCAGAGGCAGCGCUCAAACAUGUCUUUGCUUCCCUGAGGGGUUUCAUCAGCAAGUUCCCAUCGGCCCUGUUCAAGGGGCGCCUGACGCUGUGCGCGGCGCUGUGCUACGAGGCCCUCAAGUGCUGCGUGUCUAAGCUGAGUUCGCUGCGGGCCGAGGCCUCUGCUUUGCUCUACCUGCUCAUGCGCAACAACUUUGAGUACACCAAGAGGAAGACCUUCCUCCGCACCCACCUGCAGAUCAUCAUCGCCGUCAGCCAGCUAAUCACCGACGUGGCGCUGACGGGCAGCUCGCGCUUCCAGGAGUCGCUCUCCAUCAUCAACAACUUCGCCAACAGCGACAAGGCCAUGAAGUCGACGGCCUUCCCGGCCGAGGUGAAGGGCCUGACCAAGCGCAUCCGCACCGUGUUGAUGGCAACGGCGCAGAUGAAGGAGCAUGAGCGUGACCCGGAGAUGCUGCUGGACCUACAGUACAGCCUGGCGCGCUCCUAUGCCAGCACACCUGAGCUGCGGCGCACCUGGCUGGACAGCAUGGCGCGAGCCCACAUCAAGAACGGAGAUUUCUCGGAGGCCGCCAUGUGUUACGUCCACGUUGCCGCGCUGGUGGCCGAGUACCUGCACCGGAAGAAGGUUUUCCCCAGCGGCCUGACGGCCUUUAAGAAGAUCACCUCGAAUAUCGACGAGGAGGCAGCCAUGAAGGAGGACAUUGGCAUGCAGGACAUCUACUACACUGAGGAGGUUCUGAUGGAGCACCUGGAGCUAUGUGUGGAUGCACUGUGGAAGUCGGAGCGAUACGAGCUCAUCACGCACAUCGCGAAGCUCAUCAUCCCCGUGUAUGAGAAACGGCACGAGUUUGAGAAACUGAGCCGGCUGUACGACACGCUGCACCGCGCCUACACCAAAGUCCUGGAAGUGAUGCAGACGGGCCGCAGGCUGCUGGGGACCUACUUCAGAGUGGCCUUCUACGGACCGGGUUUCUUUGAAGAAGAGGAUGGGAAGGAGUACAUCUACAAGGAGCCCAAACUGACCGGCCUGUCAGAGAUAUCCCACCGCUUACUUAGUCUCUACGGGGAGAAGUUUGGAUCAGAAAAUGUUAAGAUCAUUCAAGACUCCAACAAAGUGAAUCCCAAAGAGCUGGACUCAAAGCUGGCCCACAUCCAGGUCACGUUCGUGAAGCCGUACUUCGAUGAGAAGGACUUGGGUGAGAGGAAAACGGACUUUGAGAGAAGCCACAACAUCAACCGCUUUGUGUUCGAGACGCCUUACACGUUGUCGGGAAAGAAGCACGGAGGAGUGGAGGAACAGUGCAAGAGGAGGACGGUGCUCACGACAUCUAACACCUUCCCGUACGUGAAGAAAAGGGUGGAAGUGGUGGGGGAGAAGCAGGUGGAGCUAAAGCCCAUCGAUGUGGCCAUCGAUGAGAUGCGAGAUCGCACAGCUGAGCUGCAAAAACUCUGCUCCAGCCAAGAAGUGGAUAUGAUCCAGUUGCAGCUCAAGCUGCAGGGCUGCGUCUGUGUCCAGGUGAAUGCAGGACCUAUGGCCUACGCUCGGGCCUUUCUCGAUGAUGCAAAAUCCAACCAGUACAAUAGCAAGAAAGUGAAAGAGCUCAAGGAUAUUUUCAGGAACUUCGUGCAGGCCUGCAGCGUGGCUCUGGACAUCAACGAACGCCUGAUCAAGGAAGACCAGUUGGAGUACCACGAGGGCCUCAAGGGUAACUUCAAGGACAUGGCGAAGGAGCUGUCCGACAUCUUCCGCGAACAGAUCUUCCAGGAAGACAUGAUGGGCUCCCUGCUGCAGAACUCCCUUCAUGUUUUCCGAGCCAUCAGCGGAACCACCACUGAUCUUGGCUAGUUUCCCUCCUACCUCUCAGAACCCUCCUGGCCCAGUCACAGUGCUGUCCGCAUGGCCACGCAACCUGCUGCAUCUCCCUCCCACACCACUGAAGGCCACAAAGUUCCUUUAUGUUCCCAGUGCCUUGCUCAGCACAGCAUUCACCACCAUCUGUGUUGCCAGAGAAAGAUCCAGAUCCAGAAAGGCACCUGGUUUUCCCAUUAAAAAGUAGCCUUCCUGUUUUCAACUCAAAGAUUGCUGGGAGAAGAUCCAGACAAGCAACUGCAACAAGGAAGCUGUCCAGUGUACCUUCUCAUUGGGGCUGUAAAGACUAUGUCAAAAGAAAGAAGAGAGGCACAUUGGCCACCAUGACUCGGGAGUGUAAGGAACACACCUUAGACCUCCUCUCCAUCUCGCCCCCCCACGUUACAUGGUCUGCCUAAGCACUGGCAUGAUAAUCAGUCACGGAUGAUUGAUUUGCUGGUUUCCCCUACACUGUGUACAUAUUUAUAGUGAUUGCUGUAGGGCAAAAAGGAACAUAAGACCUGAGAAUGUUAGCUUGAUAUACUUCUAGACAACUUAAAAGGCUGGUUCCUUGCAUGCAGGACCCAAAUUCUAUACCGUGAGCAUUCCUCUGGAGUGAAUUUGAGGAACCGGAAGUGACAGUGCUGUUGCAACGAGACUGUUGAGCAAGCCACCGAGAGGAGCAUGGUGUGGGGCGCCUGGGUUCGCCUGUGUCCUGCAACGAGUGGAGAAGAGUGUAUCCUGCUGUACGCAACACCAGAAACACAAAGUCAUGACCCACCUGUGGUCAGGUGAAUGCGCUCCAGGAAAUAGCCUCCGUGACACCCGCUCCGGACCGGAUCUCUGUUGUUCCCGCAGGUCACUCUACGCCUCUGCUCAUGCUGCUGGUGUGCUAACAAGUCCUAGUAAGAAUAUGGCCGAAUGCUAGCAAUGCGCUCCACCCCAGCAAUCUGUCAUAACUGCUGCUUGGUUCUACCCUUGGGGCCAUGUCUUUGACAAACAGACCAGCAGCAUUAUCCUGGAUGCCCAGUGAAAGCUCUGUCCUGCCCGCCAGCUGUUCGCUGCCCCUCACGCGCCCACCAUCGUAGCGCUACAGGGCACCAAGAAACAGUUAUACGUUUUGUCUGGUUUUCGUCCUUUGUCACCACGGUGCUUCUUUUAGAGGAGGCAAGUUCUUUAGCAAAACAGUUUUUGACAUGCGUUAAUGACCAAGCUUUAAAGUUGCCGCAUAUUUAUGUCUUUUAAAAUAUGAACGAAAUCUUUAAUUUAUUUCUAAGGGACUGCUUGGCUGAGAAUCGUUCCUCCUUUAAAUGAAACGACAGUCACUAAGAGCCCAGUAGCUGCAGUAUUUCCACAGUUAAUGUGGUUCGGUUUUUGUGGAAAAGAUUAUGUAUACAUGCAUUUUAUAUGAAUAUACUGUAAGAUUAAAAAACGUAAGAAGCAAUGCAUUUUAGAGGAUGUGCCUAAGACUUAAGUGUCUUUAAAGAGAGCUAGAAAUAAUAGUUGGUGUUAAGAAGGCCUAUGGAGAAGGGGAUGGGGAUGGAGUUGGGCUCCACAGGUAAUGUGUGUGUUCGUCCUGUGCCAUCAAUGCCUUCAGGCCCUCAAGAAGCGUCUCCGUUUCCAUGAGGUAGCAUAUCUUCACAUAUAUGCUGUUAUACAGUAUUUUACAAGUGCUGCACUGAAGUGAAAAUAUAUAUGCAGAUUUAUAUGACAAUUCAAUGCUGUAAAAAAAAAAAAAAAAAAAAAAUGUGUACUGAUUCAAGUGUAUUGGCCCUCGCUGCUGUUUCACACGAUUAUGGAGAAUUGUUGCUCUCAACGCUGUUAAGUAAAGUACAUCCUACGUGAGU
Molecule: messenger RNA, 8150 nt
Organism: Scleropages formosus (Asian bonytongue)
Lineage: Eukaryota; Metazoa; Chordata; Actinopteri; Osteoglossiformes; Osteoglossidae
Gene: dock11
Product: dedicator of cytokinesis 11
Exons: 54
Coding region: 88-6300 (2070 amino acids)
Biological process (GO): positive regulation of GTPase activity; positive regulation of filopodium assembly; small GTPase-mediated signal transduction
Molecular function (GO): guanyl-nucleotide exchange factor activity
Source: RefSeq, a predicted model, not a curated record